UGGGGAGGGUUGUUUUUCUAGUACGCAGCAGUCGAAAAAUGUGCAGAUAUAUAGGAAACUGAUACGGAUAUACAAAUAAAGAUGCUCACCUUCAUUCGUCUAUAACAUAAGCGUUGAAAUAACGCUGAGUAGGUAAGCUUAAAGCGCUUAUAUUUACGGUAUACGUCAAUAUUUACAGGCAGAGACCUGUAAACAUGCCGCGAUGACUCUAUAACCAACUGGUUCCGCUUAAUACAUUUGUCGAUCAGUGAUCAUUAUGAUGUUUUUUAUUUAUGUUAUUCAAUUUUGAUAUCAUGCCUACAAAUAUUCGCAAUAACAAGACGUCACAUUAAGACGCAACAUUGCGUAAAUCACAGAAUAAACCAGUUUAAAAGCAAACAUAAGCAAAUGUCCGUUGUAAGGAUAGGGCAUCGCCUUAUGUAUUAUGUAAACAAUAUAAAUAAAUAAUGCGAGCGCUGGGUUGUUGCCUACUCCGGAAAGCGAGAAUAACAAACCACAUCCCUUCAUAUAAGGUUACUAAUCCAACCGGGGCCAAAUGUCUGGCAAUAACAACAUCGUGUUCAGGAAGGUCCGGAAUACGGAAUACAUGAAGAAGUUCCGGGAUCCGAAGUGGGAGACGUUCUCAAAAUGUUAUGAAGAAUCUUUGAAAUACAGGCUGAGCCGGCGGGUGAUGGAACAGACACACAGACCGCUGUUCGUGGAUGGCUGGGACAGCGGGUCCGAGUCGAGCGGAUGGUCCAGUCCGAAGCUGAAUGAGGUAUAUGUGUCGAAUGGCAAGCAUUACGCAUCAUCUUCAGAGUCCAGGAACGAGAAAGCAGAGGUUCUGAACUCCUUGAAGCCACAAGUGAAUGGCGACAUUCAUACGGAUGCUAGUACUGUGGACGGCUCGCCUCCUUUGGAAAACGGUUUUAAAACUGCCAACGGACCAUCGGAAUCCAUUCCAAAACGGCGUCCCAGACAGCGGACACCUCGUUUAGAACCACGCUAUCUUGAUAAGGACCUGGACAGCGAUACAUCACAUCUAUCCGCGGUGAGAAAGCCAUCCAGAGCGAAGAGCCAACCGCCAGGAAAUACCAACCAACGGACGUCCAACCGUGAGAACAGACGCUCUUUUAUCCGGCACGACUGGGCAGAAAAUCAUAUUGAGACCAGGAACAGACAGACACCGAACAUGAGAGCGUCUGUGUCCGCUGGAGAGAUUCACCGGGCUGACGUGGGUGUGCAGACGAGACGGGAGUCUGAAAAGCGAGGGAGAGGAUCAGAUCACCGUAGGGCGAGGUCUGCUGACCUGGAGAAGUGUCGCCGCUCACAGCUGAGCAUUGGGGAGGGACGAUGGAUGACUGAGUACAUGCGAUGCUUCUCUGCUCGACUGAGGUAGACGACUGAUCCAGGAUCAGUUUCGCCUUUAGACUAUAAUUGAGGAUGUGAGGAAUUCAGGUAACAGAUCUCAAACCAGCACUACAGAAUGAUUUUAAAACAGUUAUUCAGAUGGGCAGUCCCUGAAGGAUUCUUACAUUUGUAUAGACCGUUUUAUCGGACCUGCCUGACCCCAGUUAACUUCCGGUUUCUAUUUCGCUAGUGUCUAUUAAUAUAACUAUUAAUAUUUUAUUUAAUGUAUGGUAAUAUUAAUUAUUAUUUUAAUGUAUAAUAAUUGUAUUAAAUAAAAGAUGUUUUGUAUUUUGUUGUGUGUUCAUUUUAUUAAAUUUACUAUUAUUAUUAUUAAAAAAACGCAUGCUACAUUGAUAUCUAGCGGUUGAGCUUGGUAUCGCAGCUGAGACAAGUUUAGCCAUCCAAUGGUUCUUCUCGGUUUCGUUUGCUUGUUAUCAGAAAUAAUUUACAGCCACUUUAUUGUUUGUGAAUGUGUACCGGAAGUUAACUGGGGGUCAGGCCAGCUUUUGUUUAUGUUGUCACUUUGAAACCGUCUAUAAAGAUGAUAAGAGAAGGAAAAUAUGAAAUGUAUAAUGAAUUUCUCAUUAAAAUAACGAUAAUUGCAUAUUUGUAACGACUAGUCACUUUCUCACAAAUGUAUAGAAGGACCAAACAUUUUAAUCUUGAACCGAAACACAUUGGGUAUGACAUUUAUUGUGAUGUAUUUAAUACAAUAAAUAUUCAUAUUUUCCUUAUGUUCAGAUUUUGUUACAUUUUAAUUCCAGUUCUAUAGUUGAUCAUCGUUCUAAUCUCAAUUUUUAUCUGAUGUCCCACUAAAAAUAUAAAAGUUUGCUUCUUAUCCUACUGGCAAAUAAUUGGAUACAUUUUAGGCAUCAAUAAAAAUUCUAAAUCUAAAAGAAUAAAGUAUAUAAAUGUAAAAGUAAGAAAAAAGAGAAAAUUGCUAAUUCAUAUUUAUUUGUCUGUUUUUUGCUUGUCUGAAACAGAUUUGAUAAUAAGUGGACCAAACAAUUAACAGAAAGACAAGACCGGAGAAUAUUUGAGAAUCUGCUUUAGAGGCUCCAGGCUGUCUAAAUCAUUGCGUUUCGUUGCUUUAAAUGUUUUAAUGUGAUCGAUGUUUGGUUUGUGUUUAUUUGGUUACAUGACCCAUGAAUUGUGUUUGAAAGCUGUUAGAAGUGCAGUGCUGUUUUAAAAUCAAAGUGGAAUGUGAAAGUUUUUUGUAAGGAGUGUUUUUUCACAUUUGCCUCACAGGUUAUCACCAGUCAUCAUUUAUAUCACUUUUCUUUAAAACUGAUGGCUAGAUAAGGGCAAUCACUUGAUUCUUGUUUCUGAAUGUGAUAAAUGUGUACCGGACAUUGGAACUGUCAUUGCAAAAAUCUAUAAUGCAUCAAGUGUAUUUGUUACACUAUAUAUUCUUUUGAAGAUUGUUAUCUGAAUGAAAAUGCAUAAUGUGGGGCACCUGUAGAUACAUUGCUUUAUUUAUUUGGUGUUUCAAAUGUUUCUGAUCUGCACUGGACAUGCUUUGAAUGAGUCUUGACACUAUAAACCUCACACAUUGUUUUGGUCUUAAAGGGACAGUGCACCCCAAAAAUGUAAUUCUGUCUUUUUUCAUCCAAUUACAAUUAAUGAGAGCUUAAAGGGAUUCUUCGUCCCCAAAAAUAAAAACAAUUUUGUCAUGAAUUAAUCACCCUCAAAUUGUUCCAAAGCUAUGUACAUUUCUUUGUCCUGCUGAACAAAGUCAAUGAUGUCCCGGAACUGACAACAUUCUUCCGAAUAUCUUUCUUUGUUUUCAACAGAACAAGGAAAUUUAUACAGAUUUGGAAAAACCAGCAGGUGAGUUAACGAUGACAGAAUUUUCAUUUUUGGGUGAAGUAUCCCUUCAAGAUUUACAGCUUUAAUAAAUAACAGUAGCAAAAAUGAUUGUCUUAGUUUGCAUCUACUGUGAACCCUGACUGGAUCAGUCUCAUUUGUUUAAUCAUUUAUACUGGUUUUAUGAAUUAGAUCAAUAGAUUUAUUGAAAGGAUUCAAGGAAUCAAGAAAAGCUAAUUAUAUGACUUUAUAAAGGUGAAUAAAUGAUGGCAGAAUUUUCAUUUUUAAAUUGCUAAAUUAGUAUCUGGACUUUUUUAUGAAUCUUCUAUUUAUUAAUUUGUUAUUGUCUUGCUUGCAGUUUCACAAUGGAAAUUUGUUUAUUGUUACUCACAAUGACACUCUUGAAUGAAAUAUGCUGUAUUGACCUGUUUAUUUUUUUAGCAAUGUUUACAUUUUAAACCGCUGUAUUUGUACAUGAGAACAUGCACAGGUAGAUAUAUUUUCCUCUGCACAACACAAAAACACUGAAUGCUUUGCUGUGAAUAAACUACGUUUGAGUAACAUUCUGUGCCCUUGAAAUGAUCGGUUCAUACAUCAUAUCGCAAUAUUCUAAAGGAAUAGAUUAAUUAAAGAUACAGUUCACCAAAAAAUAAGAAAUCUGUUACUAUUUACACACAUUGGAUUAGUUUUUUCCCAAUCACCCAACAUCUUCUAAACUGCCAG
This is a messenger RNA of Triplophysa dalaica, 3918 nucleotides long. RefSeq names its product centriole, cilia and spindle-associated protein a (gene ccsapa). Gene Ontology annotation, biological process: regulation of mitotic spindle assembly. Gene Ontology annotation, cellular component: spindle; ciliary transition zone; ciliary basal body. The record is from RefSeq and is a predicted model, not a curated record. The coding region runs from base 536 to 1378 and encodes 280 amino acids. The transcript is spliced from 4 exons. Lineage: Eukaryota; Metazoa; Chordata; Actinopteri; Cypriniformes; Nemacheilidae. Gene Ontology annotation, molecular function: microtubule binding.